CCGCCCUGAGAGCCGCGGGAGUCCGGCGGCGCGGAGGGAGGUCGAGGAGGGCCGAGCCGGCGGCGACCAGGGAGGCCCGGGUUUGAAGCCGCUUCUUUGCUCGAGUUGGGUCGCGCCCAGCCUCAUUUCUUUCCUGCGUACUUGGUGCGAGGAAGUUUCGGAGCAUCGGUUCGCGGCCCGCGGGUGAAAUUUGGCGUUCAUUCACGAAUGAGGAAUUAUUCCUGACAGAAGUAUUUUUAAAGAAAAAUAUUUACAAUGGCCUCAGCAGUUCUUAGUUCUGUUCCCACUACUGCUUCUCGUUUUGCCCUGUUGCAAGUGGAUAGUGGUAGUGGUUCUGAUUCUGAGCCUGGAAAAGGCAAAGGUAGGACUCCUGGAAAGUCUCAAACAAGCAAAUCAACUGCAAAUGAGAAAAAGAGAGAGAAAAGAAGAAAAAAGAAGGAACAGCAACAGACUGAAGCAAAUGAGCUCAGGAAUCUUGCUUUUAAGAAAAUUCCCCAGAAAUCUUCCCAUGCCACUUGUAAUGCUCAACAUGAGCUUUCUUUACCAAAUCCAGUACAGAAGGAUACACGAGAAGAAAAUUGGCAAGAGUGGAGACAAAGAGAUGAGCAGCUGACUUCUGAAAUGUUUGAAGCAGAUCUUGAGAAGGCAUUGUUGUUAAGUAAAUUAGAAUAUGAAGAACACAAAAAGGAGUAUGAAAAUAAUGAAAAUGCUUCAACUCAGUCAAAGGUUGUGAAUAAAAAAGAUAAAAGAAAGAAUCAUCAGGGAAAAGACAAACCUCUCACAGUAUCACUAAAAGAUUUUCAAUCUGAAGAUCACAUUAAUAAAAAGACAGAGGAAUUGAGUUCUUCUCAGACUUUAACACAUGAUGGAGGAUUCUUCAAUAGACUGGAAGAUGAUGUUCAUAAAAUUCUUAUUAGAGAAAAAAGAAGAGAACAGCUUACAGAAUAUAAUGGAACAGAUAAUUGUGCAGCUCAUGAACACAACCAGGAAGUAGUUUUGAAAGAUGGAAGAAUUGAAAGACUAAAGUUGGAACUUGAAAGGAAAGAUGCUGAAAUCCAAAAGCUGAAAAAUGUGAUCACUCAAUGGGAGGCAAAGUAUAAAGAAGUAAAGGCACGAAAUGCACAGUUAUUGAAAAUGCUUCAGGAAGGUGAAAUGAAAGAUAAAGCAGAAAUACUUCUGCAAGUUGAUGAAUCACAAAGUAUCAAGAAUGAACUGACUAUACAGGUGACUUCACUUCAUGCUGCGUUAGAACAAGAAAGAUCUAAAGUGAAAGUAUUACAAGCAGAAUUAGCCAAAUAUCAGGGUGGCAGAAAAGGGAAAAGAAACUCUGAAUUCGACCAGUGUAGGUGAUUCCAUUAGCCUUUGAGGUCAACAUAAAAAUUAAAACUUUCAGGGUUUUGCAAAAAUGUAUAUAUUUAAUGCUGUGCAACUGCUAAGCUAUGCAGUUUUUGUUGAAAUAUGUAAAACAAUUAGCUUACUAACAGUCUAUAAUUUUUUGUCCUUUUGGCUUAAAGUGAAAAGAAGAAAAACAGAAUUCCAGCAGAACACAAUGAUUAUUGUUUACUAUCCAUACUUCUUAUCACUUUAGUUUUUCAUCAGUCAAUAAAAUUAAUUUACUCUUCCA
Eptesicus fuscus (big brown bat) is the source of this 1624-nucleotide messenger RNA. RefSeq names its product G kinase anchoring protein 1 (gene GKAP1). The record is from RefSeq and is a predicted model, not a curated record. Gene Ontology annotation, biological process: signal transduction. Lineage: Eukaryota; Metazoa; Chordata; Mammalia; Chiroptera; Vespertilionidae. The transcript is spliced from 13 exons. Gene Ontology annotation, cellular component: Golgi apparatus. The coding region runs from base 256 to 1350 and encodes 364 amino acids.